CGUAAACAAAUUAUACGAGGGACUCAAACCUGUUGUGACUUGUCGAUACUCGAUUAUCUGUUAUAAUUUUGAAAAACAAUCAAGUUUACAUUUUUUAAAUGAAUUUUCCAUAUUAUUAACCUUUAUAUGACGUUGUUUAGUGCUUUAUAAUAUAAUAAAAUUGUUUUACUAAAUGUAUUUUUUUUACUAUAAAUAUUUGUUGAUAGUAUGGAUAAAGAAAAUAACAAGAGUGCUGCAGGACUUAGACGCUCAGCUAUUGUUGAAAGAUUACGCCUGAGAGAGGAAUGGUCGGCUUUAAAAGAGACAAGCAACGAACCAAUAUUAAGACAAAAUAAUAAAAAUGUCCCCACUAAAAAGCCGAACAACCUAAUAAUAUCAUUCCCUAAGAGGAACGGACCGAGCAAACAGCUCACAAAAAUCAAUGAAGAAUCAAAUUAUGCUGUCUCUGAAGUGCUUCGUGGAACAGUGGUUCUGGUGGACGUGGGUUCGGAGCUCAAAGCUUUACCACUCAGGGCUGCCCUUACAGCUCUCGGUGCAUCCGUGGUACCAUCGUGGAGUCCCCUCGUCACUCAUCUAGUUUGGUGUCAAGGCGGCGGCCGUGCCGUGCGGGCGCGCGCGCGCGCGCUGGCGGCGGCCGUGGUGUCGCCGCUGUGGGUGGAGGCGUGCGCGGCGGCGGGCCGGCGCCUGCCCGAGCGGGUGUUCCCCGCGCCCGCGCGCCCCUCCGACCUGCCCUCCCCCGCCACGUUACGCCGCCUGCUGAAAAAAGCCGAACAAGAGAACAUAUCAUUGCAGAAUCUCUUAUCGGACAGUGUCGAGAGUGACAAAGAUGCCGAGACCCGUGUGAACACGGCGCCCCGUCGGGCGCUGCCCGCGUCACCGACGCCGCAGCGGCCGACCAAGUCCAAGAGGAAACUCUUCACUCAGAAGGAAGCGGACAUCAAUUCUGCCGAUGAAUCGGACAAAGAAGAUACGCCAAUAGCUACCAACAAGCCGCGCGGGCGCCGGCAGCUCGCGCGCGCCGAGCGCCUCGCGCGGCGCCUCGCCGGGCGCGGCGGGCGCGGCGCCGGCACGCCUGCGGGCGACGGAGCUCCGAGGGUCGUGUUAACGGGCAUGUCGAGGGGGGAGCGCCGCGAGAUAUGGGAGGCGAUAAAACGAUUGAACGGCAGGGUUCAAAAUCAAAUUAAUAAAAAAACGACCCACGUCCUGAUGGGGUCCUGUGACGCGUCCUCGACGGAGAUCCCGGCGAUAAACGAUAUACAAGUGGCCGGUCAAAAGAAAAAAAUAACUAUGUGUCAAAAUUGCAACACACCAGAGGAUAUCCUCUCUCAGAUGUUCCUCAAUCAUGUGACCGUUCAUCGACCAGCUGAGGCGAACGUUGGCAACAUUAUCUGCAGCUGUAAUAAUAUAUCUGGCGUUGCCAGGAUAUCGACCGCGCAUACAGCUGAAGAUAUCACGAACGUACCGCACAAUGAAGGAAAUAAUUUUAACAAAAAUCCAUCGAAUACCAAAGAACCCGGACCGGAUGUUCAGACAAUUUUGACAAGUUCAAUGGAGUUGGUUAAGAAAGACAAGCCGAGAACGGUUAAUGCGUUGUUGGGUGCGGUGAGGGGCUGCAGGGUGCUGGUCGCGCAGUGGGCGAGGGACUCGGUGAAGGCGAAGCGUUGGUUACAUCAUUUUGGCUAUGAGGUGCCACAUCUGAUGAAGAUAUCCCAGAAAGCACGCAUCGAACGUUCAGCUCUAGGGAAAAUGAAUUCCGAAUAUGCAUACGACAUAUUCAACGGUAUGCGAGUACGCGUAUCCGAGAAUGCAGAGCAAAAGGAAGCUGUGAACCAACUAUUGACACUCUGUGGCGCCAUCACACAUAAUAAAAGAAAUGGCGCGAAAAAACAAAAUGGCGGAAACAUCACAGCUGAUUUUGACAUAACAGUAGGGCGGGAAAGUGGUGAAGUUUGUUCGAAGUGGGUUUUCGAUAGUAUCGCAGCGGCUAGGAUAAGAACUACGAGGCGAUAUGUCAAUAAAGACAUACCGAGCGAUGUGAUAAUAUUAAGCUAGUGAUUAUGGGUUGUGCUUUAUUUUGUAACGCGUGCUAUCUUUGUAAAUUUUUAUCAUUAAUUGUCUGUAAUAAAUGCCGCCAAGAUACGGUUUCGUAUAGGAUGCGGGAUUUUUUUCCCAGCUUAAUGCAGUGAAAAUCUGCGUCGGUUUGUUUAGGCAGUCAUGAAUCUAACUGACUGAGUUCCUGACGAGAUGUCAGGAACCGUGUAGGUUGGUGACGGCAAGUGGAAAAACGACCUCUGUACCUUGAUAUUUGACUUUGACAUUAUUGGCUAGUCACACAUCAGUUUUGAUACAUUAAUGUUCUCUACAAAAUAUUCUCUAGUCGUAUAUUCAAUUAUAUAAAUUAUAAUUAUGUUUUAUUUCAUAUGUUAGUAAAAUGUUCCACAAAGGCCCCAUCGUUCGCCAUAGCUUUCCUUUGAAGGGGACAGUUUAAAUCUUAUUUGAUUUCGCUGUGUCACUGCGGUUUGGUGGAACACACACGAUUUCAAGCGCCUAAUGAACUUUGAACUCAAAUUUUGUAAACCAACCAGUGUCUAGUGAGCUGAUGCAACUUACCGAAUAAAGUCUAUUAUAGAUGACAGUCAUCAGACAUUUUAAAUUAAUUUGAAUUAGUUAUCUGUGUUUAACUAACGACUGUUUAUUUAAACACUAUUUCUCUCUUUCUCACAUUAUCGACUUGACAUUCGAAAGAAGAAGACAAGCAUUGUUCAACUGUUCACCCGUUCACAACGUUCGUAAGUAAGGCCUAGUCUUUACCUUAAAGUAACCAAUAAAUUGACAACGUGAAUCAACGCUGCACUAUUACGUUGAAGUAUUUUUUUUAAUAUGUCAUUAGUCUAUAAUCUAUUGAUAUUUUAGAUAUCGUUGAAUUUCUAAUUUAUUCUUAUUUAUUUUAAUUUUUAAUUAAGUGUUUAAUG
Messenger RNA from Nymphalis io (European peacock), 2972 nucleotides. RefSeq lists its product as uncharacterized. Gene Ontology annotation, biological process: mitotic cell cycle. Lineage: Eukaryota; Metazoa; Arthropoda; Insecta; Lepidoptera; Nymphalidae. The coding region runs from base 208 to 2052 and encodes 614 amino acids. The transcript has 9 exons. The record is from RefSeq and is a predicted model, not a curated record.